Molecule: messenger RNA, 3588 nt
Organism: Mauremys reevesii (Reeves's turtle)
Lineage: Eukaryota; Metazoa; Chordata; Testudines; Geoemydidae
Gene: HDX
Product: highly divergent homeobox
Exons: 14
Coding region: 896-2989 (697 amino acids)
Biological process (GO): regulation of transcription by RNA polymerase II
Molecular function (GO): RNA polymerase II cis-regulatory region sequence-specific DNA binding; DNA-binding transcription factor activity, RNA polymerase II-specific
Source: RefSeq, a predicted model, not a curated record
AGGUGCGCAGCUGGGGUUGCUGCGGGGCAGGGGCGUUCCCACAAGGAGGCGCGGGGCGCAGCCCGGCCCCCGUAGGCUGGGGAGGAGGCAGACGGCUCCCGCUGCCUUCCGUCUGUGCCCCGCCCCUUCCCUGUGCCUCGCACUCCGAUCCCGAGCUGGGCGGGGCUGCUUCCUGAGGCAGGCGACCCCCUCCACCCCCUGCAGCAGCGCGGCUGUUCCCUGUACUAGCCUCCCCUCCCCUCCCGCCUGAGGCGGGCUGUUCCCUGAACCAGGCGCUCCCCCUGGCGGGAGGGGCGGGGGCAAGGACUGUCCCGGCCGGCGCUGAUCUUAGGCUCCCAUUGGCCGCUGUCUGCGCUGACGUCACGAUCAUGAUGAGAAUUAAUGAUCGGAGGCGCUGAUUUCAUUGUGUGACGCCGGGACCGACCCAGCCGAAACCGGCUGAAUCCGGAGCCCCCCGGACCAACUCCGCCCGCCCCGCAGAGCACGGUUUUUUUGUAUCAGACUCUUUGGAGAUUAGUAUCACUUCUGGAAAUCUGCCUUGUCAAAGGGCUGGAUCCUGCAUUCCUUGGGCAACCAAAACCUCCAAUUCAAUGCAGGUGAGAGGCAUGUACUUGAGAGCCUUGAUGGAUGAAGUUAUCUCUCAAUAGAGCAACUGCAGCAGAAGGAGGGGCAAGCUUCUUACACACACCGGCUGCCAGUAUAUCCCAGCACAGAUAUGUUGGGAGAGGGAGAAUUCUUUUAAGAGUAACAAGUAGUUCCAACUCCAUGGUCAUUUUGAGACUGAGAAGAAUGACUUUCUGACAGGGAAGCGAAGGGAAGUUACAAGAGCAGUCACACACCAUUCCCUAGCAGUGCAGGUACAUCAUUUCAGGCACCUGGAGCAGCCAGCAGAGAGAUGAAUCUGCGUUCUGUAUUUACUGUAGAACAACAAAGGAUAUUACAGCGUUAUUAUGAAAAUGGAAUGACAAAUCAAAGUAAAAAUUGCUUUCAGCUCAUAUUACAGUGUGCACAAGAAACUAAGCUGGACUUCAGUGUAGUCAGGACUUGGGUUGGCAAUAAAAGAAGAAAGAUGAGCAGCAAGAAUGUUGCAGAAUCUGGAGGCACCCCACCAAGGACUGUUCCUAGCACGCCUACAGUGCCUCCAGAAGUAGCAGUCAGAAAUGUGGUAAACAUUGCUCGAUCCCAAAGCCAGCAGUCUUCUUGGACAUCAUCUAACAAUGAUGUAAUAGUAACUGGUAUAUAUAGCCCAGCUAGUUCAUCCAGCAGGCAGGGAUCCACGAAACAGACUAAUGCUUCAAUGACUGAGAUACAUAAAAACUCUAUUCAGAGACCACCUGGAAAAAGUGAUACAGAAUUUCAGCAGCAGCAUAUCCCUGUAGGACGACAAGUAUCACAUUGUAAAGGUGCUUCGCUGCUCCUGGGGGAAAAAACUAUUAUUUUGUCAAGACAAACAAGUGUGUUGAAUUCUGCAAACUCCAUAUACAAUCAUACUAAGAAAAAUUAUGGUGGUUCAUCAGUCCAGACUGCAGAGUUAGUGUUACCUCAAAAGCCAAUAAUAUGCCACAGGCCAUGUAAAGCUGAACCAGUGGGGUGUCAGAGGUUACACAAACCAGAACACACAGCCUUUGCAUCACACAUCCCAUCUGGACAAAGAGCUAAUGUUCGAGACCCUUCUUGUAGCACACAAAACUUGGAAAUUCGUGAAGUUUUUUCCUUGGCAGUUACUGAUCAACCUCAAAGAAUUAUGGGAGGAAAUACAACACAGAAACCUUGUUCGGUCGAAGGCAGUUGCCUGUCCAUUGCAAUGGAAACAGGAGAUGCUGAUGAUGAAUAUGCUAGAGAGGAAGAGCUUGCAUCUAUGGGAGCACAAAUACAAAGUUAUUCAAGAUUUUGUGAAAAUAGCAGUUCCCUUCGAGUGGAGAACCAAAGCACAGCUUUGUCUGGACCAGGCAGAAAUGUGAGCUGCAGUUCACAGAUGGUGAAUGCCAGGGACUUGCCUGACAAUGUAUUAUAUCAUAACAGAGACUACCGCUUGCCUCCACGGACCUCAUUACAUACACCAUCCAGUACACUGUAUAGUACUGCUAAUCCAUCCAGAAGUAACUUUUCUCCUCAUUUUACAUCUUCAAAUCAACUGAGGCUGUCGCAAAACCAAAACAACUACCAGAUUUCAGGAAACCUUACUGUGCCUUGGAUUACAGGGUGUUCCAGAAAAAGAGCACUACAGGACCGCACGCAGUUUAGUGACCGAGAUUUAGCCACACUCAAGAAAUACUGGGACAAUGGCAUGACCAGCCUGGGCUCAGUCUGCAGAGAAAAAAUUGAAGCUGUUGCUGCAGAGUUAAAUGUUGACUGUGAAAUAGUGCGGACUUGGAUCGGGAAUCGAAGACGAAAAUAUCGUUUAAUGGGGAUUGAAGUCCCACCGCCUAGAGGAGGCCCUGCUGAUUUCUGUGACCAUCCUGAAUCUGGUGCUAAAUCAGCACUUACUCCAGGAGAGGAAACUGCUACUGAAGUGGGAGAUGAUAAUGACAGGAAUGAUGAAGUAUCAAUCUGCUUAUCUGAAGGAAGUUCACAAGAAGAAACCAGUGAAGUUAUUCAAAAUGAAGAAAUUGGUCACAAAGAAGAGGACCAAAAUACAUUAUCUGCAGAUAAUGUGAAAAUCGAAAUUAUAGAUGAUGAAGAAAGUGAUAUGAUCAGUAAUUCUGAAGUGGAUCAGAUGAGCUCUCUUUUGGAUUAUAAGAAUGAAGAAGUUAGGUUCAUUGAAAAUGAAUUGGAGAAUCACAAACAGAAAUAUUUUGAACUACAGACAUUCACUAGGAGCUUGAUACUUGCUAUCAAAUCAGAUGAUAAAGAACAGCAGCAGGCACUGCUGUCAGAUUUACCUCCUGAAUUAGAAGAGAUGGAUUUCAAUCACACAUCUCCAGAGCCUGAUGAUACCUCAUUCAGCUUGUCGUCUUUAUCAGAGAAAAAUGCCUCGGACAGUUUGUGAUCUUUGGAGAAAAAUAAUAUAUAUAUAUAUAUAUAUAUAUAUAUACACACACACACACAAUGCUUAGCCAGCCUAACAGGUGUGCAUUUCAAGAUAACUGCAUUUUGUUACCUGAUAUCAUUCAGUCAACAAAAACCUGGGUAAACUAGGCAGACCUUGCUGAAGGGUGAAUGUGAUGUGAUAUGACUGCAACUUGCGGUGACAAGGAAUAUGGAACUUUGGUUUUGGCAAGUGAGAAAGCUACAUGGGAAAAAGUUUUAGUUUUUAGCAUUACAACCUUGAUUAGGGUCAUUUAUAAUUUUCCAAAAUAAUUCUUGCUUUGUAGUAAAAUCUAUUCUGAGCAGGGAUCCAAGAGUGGAAAAUAAACCUAGCUAGUUACACAGCUAGGUAACAUUUCAACAUUGCUUGUCAUGUAAGACUCACCAGUCAUGUUUAUUGUGACCAUCGCCUUUUCCCUUGCUCCUUCUUACUCAGGUAGGUGGACUGAAAAUUGGGAAUCCAGAUGGAAACAUGAGCUUGUUAUGGGCAAAUGGGCAGAGCUGUUCUUGGACCCCUGAAAAAAUCUGAAUUAGAAAAUUAAACUAAGGUGCUUAUUGGUA